AACCCAGUGGAGCCGCAUUGCGUCACCGGCCUGCUGUGUCCGUGUUAUUGGAAAACACGCGUGUCUGUGUGAGGAAGUCACGUGAUGGUGUUGAAACGCAGAACUCGCCCCGGCGAACGAGAAACGGCGUGGCUUAGUUGCAAUAUUAUAGUGAAGAGUUAGCGUAACAUUGCUUCAUAACAAACAUUUCACGUAGUUUUGUUUUGUGAGAAGCUGGUUCAGGAAGUAGACAGAAAAGCAGCCCACGGACGCACUGAACAACUUUUAAAAAAUGAGGUGCUUUAGGUUUAGAGUAAAAAACAGCGAAGAGCAGCAUGGUCGAACCCGAGCCCAAACUUCAGUUCCAGCUCUCCAUGCUGAUUUUUAACCAGAGAAAGAGGAGGAAGAAACGCUUGGUUUGAAACCCACAGAUAAGGGAGGCUGUGUCGUGCAGAGAGAGAGAGAAAGUAAGAAAGAGAGACGCAAGCUUCUAGAAAGCGGACAAUGGCUUUCGGUCCCUACCAGCUGCAGCUGCUGGAGAGGAGGCCAGAGCUGGUCUCGGAUUGGAGCAAGGAGAUUGAGACCAUCCUGGACGCUUUGCAGGGAAAGCGCAUCAUUACGGAGGAGGAUCUGAGCCGAAUUAAUGGCGACAGUUUGGGGAAAAGGGACAAAAUGAGAAAUCUGCUGGAUGUGCUGCAUGGAAGGGGGGAGGAUGCCUGUAGCGGCUUCGUUGCUGAACUGAAAAUCUUAGCCUGUGUCAAAUCUGAGCCUCCAAGCGCCAAUGGCAGCUGCUUCAGCAAGAGAGCUCCGUGCACGAUGCAGAGUAAUGCAGAGCUCAGGAGUGGGGACACCCAAGUGGAUAAGCCAGACGAGAUAAACCAAGGUACUGGAAUGCUGGAUUCGAUGCAGGAGGCUGAAAGCCAGCUGAGCCCUCUGAAGAAGCACCAGGAGAUUCUAGCGAAUGACUACGGGAAGGUCGUGGAUUAUAUAAGCACGAGCCGGCAAAGCGAGGACCUGGAGGAGAGGUACACAGACAUCACUGUCACGAGAAAGGAGAGCUACGCGGAGCAGAGGCAGCACGAGGUGACGGAGGUGGGCAACGCCUUCAAAAAACUGGAGUGGGAAUCUUCGGGGAACCUGUGCGAGUUCAGGACCAUUUUCCGGAAUUUGCUGCAGCUGGACGAAGGCGUCACUCUGCUCUGUGGAGUGGCUGGCAGCGGGAAGACAACCGUCACCAAAAAGCUCAUCCAAGAAUGGGCUAAAGACCCUCAGCCUGCUAAGAUUGUCUUCGUCUUUACUUUCCGAGAGCUGAAUCUCAUCACUGACCCCAAAAGCUUGAAGGAGCUGCUCUCCUCUCACUACAGCCACCUGAAGCCAGUUCUGAGUCAGAUCUUGGCCGAUCCCUCCCGAAUCCUCUUGAUCCUGGACGGGUUGGAUGAGUUCCGAUUCCCCUUGGUAUUUGAGAAGACCCCGAAAUGCACAGAUCCGGAUAUUCCCCAAAGGGUCAGCGAGGUGGUGGUGAAUCUGCUCAACCGAAACCUGUUGCCUGGUUUGUCUGUCCUCGUCACUUCCAGGCCUCACGCCGUCUGCAAAAUCCCGCAGAAGCACGUCGGUAAUUUCUACAAGAUCUUGGGCUUUUCCGAGUCCCAGCAGAAGGAGUACUUCCGCAAGAGUAGUCCGACUCCAGAGGCGGCCGAGGAGAUUUGGGGUUACAUCUCGGCCCACCGACCUCUCUUCCUGAUGUGCCAUAUUCCGGCUUUCUGCUGGAUCGCCGUGACGGCCCUGCGGGAGAAGGUGGCUUUCACGGAAACGAGAGAAAACCUGACCACCGUCACCGAGAUCUACUGCAGGUUCCUCAAAGCCAUACUGGUGUUUCACGGAGACCAAAAAGCCGGCUCGCACAUCCAGAGCCUGCUGGCUGCCCCGGAAUCCUUGAGCAGCUUGAGGAGGCAUCUCAAGGACUUGGGUGCCCUGGCUUUCAAAGGGUUAAUAGAGAAGAGGUUUAUCUUCGACCAGGCAGACCUGAGCAGCUUCGCGGUGGACCAGGGUGGCUUGUCCUGCAUGUUUCUGGUGGAGAUCUUGAAGGAGGACCAAGACCGCUUCACCUACGAGAGGAGCUAUCACUUCGUCCACACCAGCCUGCAGGAGUUCUUCGCUGCUCUUUAUUAUGUGCUGGAGUCCCACACCGGCAGGGAUCCCUUCUCCUGCCUCAAACCUGCUCCCCUCCCAGACCCCUGGGGUCUCGUGGCCAGGGCUCACAGGCUCCUGGGAGUGAGGAAGGUCCUCAGGAAGAGAGUGAAGGACGUCUUCUGCUGGAGCCACCAGCUGCAGUCUGGACACCUUGACCUCUUCUGCAGGUUUCUGUCGGGUCUGCUGGUGCCCAGAACCUGCCGAAUCCUGGAAGGGAUCUUCUCCCCCCGGCAGAUCGAAGCCACGCUCUGCCUCCAGUUCCUCUUCAGGCUGCUGCAGAAGCAGCUGAGCAGCGCGGCCCUGUCCUCGGAGCGGCUGGUGAACGUGUGUCACUGCCUGUACGAGGCCCAGGACCCCGCUAUCAGGGACAGGGUGGGCCGGCUGCUGGAGCGGGCCUCCCAGGGAGAGGAGGAGCGCCGCCCCGGGGACUGGACAGAGAUGGCCUUCCUCCUGCAGAUCACCAGCGCCCUGGAGGAGCUGGACCUGGAGAACAGAGGGCUGGGGCCGGAAGGGGUCCGCCGGCUGCAACCAGUGCUGCCCUUCUUCAAAACACUCAGGUUUGGACAGAAUCCCCUGGGAGCUGAAGGAGCCGCCCUGCUCGCUGAGGUGCUGAAGAGCCCAGACUGCAAGAUCGAGAGGCUGUGGGUGGUGGGGACAGGUCUGGGAUCGGAGGGGGUUGCGAAGCUGUGUGAGGGACUGCUGAAGAACAGCAGCGUGGUGGAUUUGAGGAUGGCCAUCAAUAACAUCGGUGACGAGGGCGCUGCCUCUCUCGCGGAAGUGCUGAAGAGAAACAAGACUUUAAAAGACAUCAGGUUACGUGACAACAUGAUCACAGACCGAGGGGCGGAGCUCUUAAUGCAGGCUCUGCAGGAGAACAGCACUCUGGAGGACCUCUGGCUCUACGACAACAAAAUUUCCAAAAACGGAGUCCGGGUGCUAAAGGAGUUUGCAAAGGCUCGGGAGGGACUGGACAUCAAGAUCUGCACCUGACUCACUAACAUCACUGGAACCUGCUCAGACCCUGCCCCCUGACAUAUCUGGAACCUGUGCUCAAGCCCCGCCCCUGGCAUCACUGGAACCUGUGCUCAAGCCCCGCCCCUGACACCCCUGGAACCUGUGCUCAAGCCCCGCCCCUGACACCACUGGAACCUGUGCUCAAGCCCUGCCCCUGACAUCACUGGAACCUGUGCUCAAGCCCCGCCCCCUGACACCACCGGAACCUGUGCUCAAGCCCCGCCCCUGACAUCACUGGAAUCUGUGCUCAAGCCCCACCCCCUGACACCACUGGAACCUGUGCUCAAGCCCUGCCCCUGACAUCACUGGAACCUGUGCUCAAGCCCUGCCCCUGACACAGUUUACCAUGGUGUUUUUUAAUACUCUUUACAGUACCUCUCUGGACUUCACAAUGCUUCCCUGUGCUUUACCAGGCUUUCACUCUACUUUAUUAUACUUUGCUAUGAUUUGACUAUGGGGGCUGGUUUGCUCUUUCUUAAUAACUAGCUUCCCUGCGGAUCCCCGAUGUCUCCCAUAAGAGAUUAUUCAUGACACUCCCAUCUCCACACCAGCCAACCAUGCAUACACUGAUCACCCUGUCAGGCGAGACCAUGUGCACCCACUACAGUGCAAUCCCCUUGAGAUUCUGUUCAGAGCAGACAGAGAGCCAGCGUUCACUGGCCAGGCUGGAGAGGGUUCUAAAAGCAUUGCAAUUCAAAUGAUGCUUGAUAACUAUAGGUCAGAAGUCAGGUUGAACGCCCUUGUUAGCGUUGGCUCUGUGAUUGCUGUGAGCUCAGAGAGUCCUUGCACAGGAGGAAGAGUUGCUGCUUACAAAGCACCCAGUCUGACAGGCUCCAGUACAGAACCUCCUUCACUUUGUGGAUCUGCGUUUUAUUGAAAUGAUGUUGCUUUGUGUUUUGUGGUCAUGAAAAGUAAGGGACUCUGACCACUGCUUCAGCCAACCACAGUGCAAACGUCCCUGCAGAGCUCUGCCACUGCAGUGCAUGACGGAGCAGGGAGGCACUGCCAUUGCAACGUGCCAGAGUGUGAUCAGGGUUAAUGCACCCCCUGUGCCACCUGCUUACACACUGUACUGCAAGAUCUAUUUAAAUGGUUCCUUUUAAUGUUACUAACUUAUAGAUAAAAUUGCUGUUUCUUUCUGUAAACCAUUAAAUUAUGUUUUUUUUUAAGUGUUAUUUCAUGUAAUAUAACAGGCAUUGUAACUUAUGUUACCAAGCAUCAGCAAACACUGUUUAUUAAUUUUACAGUUUAAAGUGAGAACGUUUGGAAGUCGUGUGAAGGUGCUGUUUGGUGGGUGACUGCCCUCUGGUGAGGUUUCUCAGUCAGUGCAGUUCAUUUCUAGAUGGUAUUGAUGUGGUACAUGGCCACAGCCCACAGAUAAAAACCUCCAACCUCCA
Acipenser ruthenus (sterlet) is the source of this 4580-nucleotide messenger RNA. Its product is annotated as protein NLRC3-like. The record is from RefSeq and is a predicted model, not a curated record. Gene Ontology annotation, molecular function: protein binding. Gene Ontology annotation, biological process: regulation of apoptotic process. The transcript has 8 exons. Bases 484 to 3159 code for a protein of 891 amino acids. NCBI's taxonomy places the organism in Eukaryota, Metazoa, Chordata, Actinopteri, Acipenseriformes, Acipenseridae.